AUGGGCCUGUCCGAGAGGCUGCAGAGAUGGAGGUCCGCAGUACUGGCAGCCCGCGUCAGCCGUGAGAGCGUUGAUUUAACAGCAGCCGGCGGGGUGGUACAAGGGUGUUGUCCCCUGCUGCUGACGCCCCUGUUGUCGCUGGUGACUUGUGUCCAGCCUGGGACAGGUCUGGAGAGCAUUAACUACGCCCCCCAGCUCCUCAGCGCCACCCUGGAGGGGAGACUCACACAAUCCACCUUCACGCUGGAGCAACCCCUGGGCCAAUUUGAGAAUGUCAACCUCUCUGACCCAGACCCCAUCUGGCUGGUGGUGGCUCAUAGUAAUGCCGCCCAGAACUUCACCGCCCCACGGAAGGUAGAAGACAAGCACGCCCCUGCCAACUUUGACCGCAAUGGCUACUACCUCACGCUGAGGGCCAGCCGGGUACACUACAAGGACGGCCAGACUGACGGGCAGCUCCGCGUCCUCCGUGUUGGGAAUGACAACAACUGCUCCUUGGAGUCCCAGGGCUGUAACUCUCCAUUGCCAGGGCCAGGCCCCUACAGAGUGAAGUUCCUGGCUAUGAGUGACAAGGGCCCCGUGGCUGAGACGAUGUGGUCCAAGGAGAUUUACCUGCAGCAAGCCCAGACAUUCCAAGAAGCUCCAGGGUCCCAGAGCAAGGGCACUGUGGUCAUCAUUGCCUUCCUAUCAAUCCUACUGGCCAUCCUGCUUGCAGUCUUCCUCGUGCUGGUCCUAUCUGCUUGCUGCUGGAGCUCUUCCGUGUCCAGCCCAGAGGAGCAAGUGCGCAUGCGACGAUAUCACACGCACCACAUGGGCAGCCUCCGAGCCGAGCGGAGCUCCUGA
Messenger RNA from Apodemus sylvaticus (European woodmouse), 843 nucleotides. Its product is annotated as uroplakin-3b-like protein 1. The transcript has 7 exons. The coding region runs from base 1 to 843 and encodes 280 amino acids. The record is from RefSeq and is a predicted model, not a curated record. Lineage: Eukaryota; Metazoa; Chordata; Mammalia; Rodentia; Muridae. Gene Ontology annotation, biological process: response to oxidative stress. Gene Ontology annotation, molecular function: peroxidase activity; heme binding.